Dicentrarchus labrax (European seabass) is the source of this 895-nucleotide messenger RNA. RefSeq names its product parvalbumin, thymic-like. Gene Ontology annotation, cellular component: nucleus; cytoplasm. The record is from RefSeq and is a predicted model, not a curated record. The transcript is spliced from 4 exons. The coding region runs from base 319 to 651 and encodes 110 amino acids. Gene Ontology annotation, molecular function: calcium ion binding. Lineage: Eukaryota; Metazoa; Chordata; Actinopteri; Moronidae.
CUGUUUUGUUUACAGACAGAUGCUACCUGAUUGAGAUUUAGUUAGGUAGUUUUAAAGGCUCUGUGACCUCUGACCCCCGGAGAAGCCGCUCUGGAAAAUACGGUUUCUGCAAUGACAAGAUUCUUUAUCUUUCAGCCUCUCUUUCACACAGAGUUUGCUGAAGUGGUCAGCUGCAGGUGACAGCAGACAGAAGGACACUGGUGGUUUCUGACACCAGGAGGGUGAAGCCUAUUCACUGUCACCAGUAGUUUCUUUCUGCCCAUCAGUGGUCACAUAUUGCUCCAGGCUGCAACAUCAACCACAACAACCUCCACCACCAUGGCUAUUACCGACUUUCUCGCUGCCUCAGACAUCACUUCAGCUAUCAAUGCUUGUAAAGCAAAGGAUUCUUUCAGCUCAAAGAUGUUUUUCAAAACAGUGGGUUUAUCCAAGAAAACCCCAACAGACAUAGAGAGGGUCUUUAAGAUUUUGGACCAGGACAAAAGCGGCUUCAUAGAACAGGAUGAGUUACAACUGUUCCUGCAGAACUUCUCCAAAGGAGCAAGGCUUCUGACUGCAGCUGAGACCAGAGCUUUCCUGCUGGAGGGAGACUCAGAUGGAGAUGGGAAGAUCGGCUGGGAAGAGUUUUCUGCACUGGUCAAAUCUUCAUAAAUCAUGUGUGAUCCCUACGUGGUGGUAGUAAUCUCAGGGUGGACCUCUUUUUAUAAUGUUUACUAGCUGCAGUAAAUAACAUGGAUUCGUAAAUGUUAAAAUUAACAAGAUAUGUUGUAGAUUUAAUGGAAAGUCAUGUACAGUAAUAAUGUAAUUAAAGAUAAGCACAAGUUAAAUCCAUUCUCUGUCCUAUGUGUCUUUCCUUGCCAGAAAAGUGUAAAAAAAUAAAUUCUUUUCUCCAUGA